Neocloeon triangulifer is the source of this 958-nucleotide messenger RNA. Its product is annotated as selenoprotein P-like. The record is from RefSeq and is a predicted model, not a curated record. Bases 214 to 747 code for a protein of 177 amino acids. Gene Ontology annotation, biological process: selenium compound metabolic process. The transcript is spliced from 6 exons. NCBI's taxonomy places the organism in Eukaryota, Metazoa, Arthropoda, Insecta, Ephemeroptera, Baetidae. Gene Ontology annotation, molecular function: selenium binding. Gene Ontology annotation, cellular component: extracellular region.
AUCUUCUGACAUUAUUAUGUGAGAGGCAAUAUAGUGCGCUGCAGAAUAGGCAGAGGAGGCAGAGAGAUGAAGAAAAUCGUGUCGAUGCUGUUGUUGGCGCAGGUAGCCCUGGCCGCCGACCUGUGCACCCCAACCCCUGCCGAUCUGAACGUCAACCCCUACGGCGUCGGACAGAAGGUGAUGGUGGUGGCGCUUUUGGACGCCAGCUGACACAUGUGCCAGAGGCAGGCUGUCAAGUUGCAAAACCUUCAGCUGCGCCUCGAGGAGAGCGAAGAGCUCAGAGCCAAGACCUCGUUUGUGAUCGUCAACGAAAAUCACCGCAGGGCCAGGGAAGAGUUCGACCACCUGCGCAAUUUGGCUGGACAGAAAAUAAUCACUAUUCAAGGAAAUGGACAGGAAUGGAAAUCGGUCAAGGGUCGCAAGGACGACAUUCUCAUCAUUGAUAAGUGUGGACGAAUUUCCUUCCACUUGAGUCUGCCGUGGAGUAAACUACAGCUGGCGUACGUCAAGGCGGCCAUUGUUGCCACCAUCAAGGAUCAACCCUGUGGCUCCUGCUCUCAAACGAUAGAUCUAUCUGAGAACAGCUUGGAUCGGACCGUCAGCGCCACACAGGACGUCUUGCCCAUCAUUCAAACGCUCACCAACACUACAGAGGAAAAUAGCAACAAUGCGAAUGGGAUCGAGGAGGAGCAGAAGAAGCAGCGGCAACUCAACUGGAUGCGGCCCUACCUCAACUACGAACUUUAAAUUAAUUGAUAUAUUCCAAAUUUGGGAACACAAUUUGAAUCAAUUUCCUAUGACGAAGUCAAUUAAACCACAAAUGAAGUGGAAAUUGAUUUUCUGACGCUUUUAAUGAUUCACUUUGGUUUCCAAGUUGACAGAAUUAAACCUUUAAAGUUGACAAUAAACAAAAAUGCAAUGGGAUUUUUAUUCAAAAUACAAAAUAAUAUUUUAUGGC